Molecule: messenger RNA, 967 nt
Organism: Dipodomys ordii (Ord's kangaroo rat)
Lineage: Eukaryota; Metazoa; Chordata; Mammalia; Rodentia; Heteromyidae
Gene: Rab20
Product: RAB20, member RAS oncogene family
Exons: 2
Coding region: 50-757 (235 amino acids)
Biological process (GO): intracellular protein transport
Cellular component (GO): endomembrane system
Molecular function (GO): GTP binding; GTPase activity
Source: RefSeq, a predicted model, not a curated record
CCGGGUUCGGCGGCCCCGGGUCGGGCGCGGUCGGGGCCCCGGCGGGGCGAUGCGGAAGCCCGACGGGAAGAUCGUGCUGCUCGGGGACGUGAACGUGGGCAAGACGUCGCUGUUGCAGCGGUACAUGGAGCGGCGCUUCCCGGACGCGGUCAGCACGGUGGGCGGCGCCUUCUACCUGAAGGCCUGGCGUUCGCUCCACCUCUCGCUCUGGGACACUGCAGGGCGGGAGCAGUUCCACGGCCUGGGCUCCAUGUACUGCCGGGGUGCGGCCGCCGUCAUCCUCACCUACGACGUGAACCAUCGCCAGAGCCUGGUGGAGCUGGAGGACCGGUUCCUGGGCCUGACCGACACGGCCAGCAAAGACUGCCUGUUUGCCAUCGUGGGGAACAAGGUGGACCUGGUGGAGGAGAGGGUGGUGGCCAGCAGGGAGAAGGACCAGCCACUGCCCAGGGCGGCCAGCACCAGGCCUGGUGCAUCCCCCAGGCAGCCGAAGCAGGCACGGCUGGAGGAUGCCGUGGCCCUUUAUAAGAAGAUCCUGAAGUACAAGAUGCUGGACGAGAAGGACGCGCCAGCAGCCGAGCAGAUGUGCUUCGAGACCAGUGCCAAAACCGGCUACAACGUGGACUUCCUGUUUGAGAGUGUGUUCGACAUGGUGGUGCCCCGGAUCCUCCAGCAGCGGGCCGCAGGGCCGCCACAGACUGUGGACCUGACCAGCAGCAAGCCCGACGCGCUGCCCAGGUCGGGGUGCUGCGCCUGAGGCAGGCGGGCCGCGCCGGGCCGCGCCGGGCCCGGGUGAGGCGGGGGUCUGCCCUCAGCGGCUGCCACGUUGUAUAGCACAAGUGCCUGCUGCUCUCCUCAGAUGUUUCUCUACACUGUGAGUCACAGAGCUCCUCCCAUUUGGGAUUUGUAUUUUGAUGCAUUUUAAUAAUGAUUCCUCACAUUUAAUUUAUUAAAAAAAUCAAGAAUG